UCUGGACCGUUAGCUAGUUAGUUCAUUGCGAGAUAACGCGUAGUAGUGUAAAAAUAAAAAUACAUAGUAAGUCGCGGUUCAUCGUGCCAACAUGAAACUCGCUGCAAUAGCUGCACUUUUGAUGUGCAGCGUAGCCGUAACUAGUGGUUACAAAAUACUGGGUGUUUUUAGUUAUUGUGCUCAUAGUCACUUUAGUUUGGGAUAUCGCUUAGCGUCGGAAUUGGCGGCACGAGGACAUGAUGUGACUGUGAUAACUUGCAAACCCCAGAAUAAGGGGGUAAAAAAUUUAAAAGAAGUAUCAGUAGAAGGACUUAAAGGAGUUCUUGAAAGUUUCCAAUCCACUUUGUCGGAUUUUGGACAGAUGAACUUUUGGGGCCAAUUGGAAUGGAUUCAAGACCUAGGUAUAGCCUAUACAGAGUAUGUACUAACCGCUCCUGAGGUACAAAAACUAUGGCACUCCAAUCAGGAGUUUGAUCUUGUCGUAAUGGAGCAUUUUAUUAAUGACGCAGCGACGAUAUUUCAUCAUAGGUUUAACUGUCCAUUGGUGGUUUUAGCUCCUGGGCCCAUGAGCAUGAUGAACAACUACCUCGUAGGAAAUCUAGCUCCACCGUCGUACGUACCAAGCAUUUUGGGAAACUAUGACGCUGAGAUGAACUACUGGGAACGAUUGUCCAACACUUACCGAUUUAUUUUAGGAGAAAUUUUCAUGCAUACCAAGUUUAUUCCGGCGCAAAACGAAUUACUGAAACGAGUUUUUCCAGAUGCCCCUGACCUAAAUUCAAUUUUGUACAAUGCCAGCCUCAUACUUAUUACCUCCCACGUUAGUUUGAUAGACGCCAUGCCCCUACAACAAAACAUUAAGGAAAUUGGAGGUUACCACGUCACCGAUCCAGAACCUCUGCCAAAAAAUCUUAAAGACUUUUUAGACAGCGCCAAGGAUGGAGCAAUUAUUUUCUCCAUGGGAUCCAAUCUCAAGAGCUCUGACUUUGCAGCAGAGAAAAAACGGGCAAUUUUGAAGGCUUUUUCGAAAAUCAAACAAAAGGUUCUUUGGAAAUUUGAGACGGACCUUCCAGAGAAGAGUGAUAAUGUGAUGAUUUCUAGCUGGUUACCCCAAAAAGACGUCUUAGCUCAUCCAAAUGUAAUAGGAUUCAUUGGGCAUGGAGGUUUACUCGGUACCAUUGAGGCCAUAUAUCAUGGGGUGCCCAUAUUGGGCAUGCCAAUCUUUUGGGACCAAAAGAAAAACAUUGAAGAAUCCGCUAGAAAAGGUUAUGGCAUAAAACUUAAUUUUGCCGACUUAAACGAAGAGACUUUUGAAAAAUCGUUAAACGAAUUGAUCAAUAAUCCCAAAUACAGAGAAGGUGCCAAAACAAGAUCCAAAAUCAUGCACGACCAGCCAGUAAAGCAGAUCGACGAAGCAAUGUUCUGGAUAGAAUACGUGGUUCGGCACAAAGGAGCUCCACAUUUAAGAUCUCAAUCUGUUAAGUUACGAUGGUAUCAACUGUAUUUACUAGACGUAUUAGCUUUACCAAUAUUAGUAGUUGUUAUUUUAUUGUUAGUAGUUAGACGCUGUGUUAAAGUAGUUUUUAAGAAAAAAUCCAGUGACAAAAAGAUUAAAAAACAAUAAACAAGAUGUAGUAUAGGUAUAUGUCCAUGAUAAUAUUUUUUCACGAUAAUACGAUCUUCAACAACUUCCUAUACUCGAUAGGUAAUACUUGUUUCUUUCGAUUAAAUGAACACUUUUAGUUAUACAUUUGGAUAGACUGAAUAAAGAAGACAUACUCCUUAAGAGCAAAAAAGCUAUAUAUGAGAUUUGUUCAAUUGAAACCAAUCUUUGCCAAAAAAAAUAUUGGCAAAUAAAUCCACAAUAUAAGCUACAUAUCUUUUUGUUUCAACAACCGAUGUGCACCAUACUUAAAUAAUUCUUGAGCCAGUUACUCAAAGAAUUAUUUUACGAAAUUUGUACUUCUCGUCUGACUAAAAACUAUUAUUAUAAAACGCCUUUUUCAGUGAUCCACAAAUGUGAAAAUGGCAAGGCGAUCUAUCAGAACUGAUAGAACAUAUAAGAACUAGAGUGGAUGCUAUAAUAUCUUUUAUUUCUUUCGUUGUAGAUUUCUUUUUACUACUUUAGCAGCAUGAGGUGAAGCUUUGUCGUGAAGAAAAAUGACAAACAAGUAAGAACUUUCUUAGAGGUUUUCGUCUUAUUCCUUGAUGAAACUUAUUCAAAGUUUGGUUAUACAGAUUUAAAUCGAUAUAUUCUCUAAGUUCUGUAAACUCUAUUACCAAGGGUCUCUCAUAUUAAAAAAAUGAUAACAUGAUCUUGUAGCGGAAACUUAAAAAACUUUAAAUUACUCACGAACAAUUGUAUUCCGUAAGACGUGUAAAUAUACAUUUAUUUGCAAGCUUUUUUGGUCUUCUUAUAAACGGCAAGAAACCCAUUGUGCAA
This is a messenger RNA of Diabrotica balteata, 2443 nucleotides long. Lineage: Eukaryota; Metazoa; Arthropoda; Insecta; Coleoptera; Chrysomelidae. The record is from the annotation of a GenBank genome assembly.